Molecule: messenger RNA, 1223 nt
Organism: Seminavis robusta
Lineage: Eukaryota; Bacillariophyta; Bacillariophyceae; Naviculales; Naviculaceae
Source: the annotation of a GenBank genome assembly
CGACAUCCAUUCGAGACAGCUCGAUGUUGACAUGUAUGUAUCCUUCACAAAAGUCUUCCAUGCCAUGGCAAGAGCAGCAUGCCAAAAUCACCAAGCCACAUUAGCUGCACGCAAGUAGUACCGGUAGAGUAGAUCAGAAUGAAAGGGUAUCAGGUCCAAGCCAACUUGGAGCAACGAAUGUCAUGGAGCACUCGUCUUUGGUGGUUUGUCGGGGUAUUGAGCUUUUGCUUGUAUUAUGAUGGAAUCAGGUCCUUCCUUCGAGAGUAUUCUUCUGUUAUCAGAGGGAGAGAGCUACAACCACAGCAGCAGCAGCGAAGCAAUACUGCCAAGGAUCACCUCGUCCUUGAAAACGACGAGAGUGAUCCCGCGACCAAUGACGACUUGAAGCUUGCAUUGUACAUGACCACUCACUGGAGUGACGAGCACGAGGCUUUUCUACGAAGCUGUUGGCCAGCGGCAGUCCAACGAUUCCCACAGCUGCAACAAGCCGACUUGAUUGUCUACGAUACCAGCUCGACUCGAACCGGUGUGCACGACAAGGAACACUACCACCUACUGCAGAGUUUGGGUUUCCAUAAUGUUCGCGUCUACCACGCACAAGACUACGAACACGCAUGGACCAACUCUACUGCAAACUCUGCUGAUGGCAGCACAGUGGACUCGGAACAAAUCAAGCAACAGGGUGCCAUUACGGCCAUGUUGGCUCCGUUCCCUUUUGCCCCGCCAGUAACAACCACAACAACCAACGACACAGCCUCCUGGUUCGAUGAUUACGAUUGGGUCAUUCGUCUUAACCCCGAUGUUCUGUUUCGAAACGUCGACGAUUGGAUCCUACCCACGCUGCACAACACGACCGUGGAUGCCAUUGUGAUCAAGUACUAUCCCGGAGCAUUGCACACCGACUUUUACGCCUUUCGACCGCACGCUAUCGACGGGCAUGCUCUUUGGUUGAAAUAUCACAAACAAGCCAAACGAAAGCACUUUCAUGCCGAGACGCACAUCCAUCCAGGAUUUGCCAAAGUAUUGCAACGUCGACGUGCUGCCUGGUUACCCAAUGUCACCCUGACCGAUGGAUCCGCGCGAGUGGGGGGACCGCAUUGUCCCGUCGUGCACGCUCAUUCCAUUCUAUCGCACUGUCCCAACUAUUUUGAUUACUAACGAAUCGAUAGAUAGCUAGCUAGCCACUGGUACGAUGUACAAAGAUAUAAUACUGUCCCUGAUGC